This is a messenger RNA of Emericellopsis atlantica, 2183 nucleotides long. RefSeq lists its product as uncharacterized. Gene Ontology annotation, molecular function: oxidoreductase activity, acting on CH-OH group of donors; flavin adenine dinucleotide binding. The record is from RefSeq and is a predicted model, not a curated record. Bases 245 to 1945 code for a protein of 566 amino acids. The transcript has 3 exons. Lineage: Eukaryota; Fungi; Ascomycota; Sordariomycetes; Hypocreales; Bionectriaceae.
AUAGCGCCGACCUACGUGCGCAUCAGCUUGUCACUUUGAGGCCUAGUGCCGCAUGAGCCGCGCGCAUCGCCUGCUGGCAGCUGGAGUCAACGGGGAUCCUUUAGCUUCAGCCUUCACCCACGGAAAAGGCCCGCAACGAGGGGGUCGAGGAUAAAAGAGAGGCCAGACCUGCAUCCUUUGGGUUGAGGGAGCUCAUGCAUAGACAACGGAGACUGCACCACUACCUACAUGUACAUUGUUUGCAAUGGCUGUCGAGAAGAAGUACGACUUUAUCAUUGUGGGAGCCGGUCCUGCGGGUUGCGCACUGGCGCGCAACCUAGCACUGGCGCCCCAGAAACCGUCAGUUCUGCUCUUGGAGGCGGGCGGUGACAAUGCGGACCGAGACCUCCGCAUUGACGGGAAGCGAUGGAUCACGUUCAUGAAGGAGGAAAUGAACUGGGGCUACAAGACAUCCCCGCAAGAGCAAUGCGGAGAUCGCGAGAUUGACUACUCGCGUGGCAAGGGGCUCGGUGGAAGCAGCGCCAUCAACUUUGGCGUCUACACCGUGGGCGCCCGGGACGACUAUGAAGAGUGGGCGCGCCUCACGGGCGAUGACGCCUUCUCCUGGAGCAAGAUGCAGGCAAGAUUCAAGAGACUCGAGUCGUUCCAUGGGGACACGCCCGAUGGCAUCGAGAAGAAGCACGUCGAUCCAAAGCCCGAGGAUCAUGGCACAAACGGCCCUCUGCACGUCGGCUUUGCCAAACAGUGGGAAAAGGACAUUGCGCCUAUGCUGGACACCGUUGCAGAGGCGGGCUUUCCGCUGAACCCAGAUCACAAUUCUGGCAACCCAAUCGGCAUGGCAGCCAUGAUCAACUCGAGCCACAAUGGGCUGCGUUCGACAGCGAAAGAUCUUCUGACAGGCGUCCCCGACAACUUGACGAUCCUGACGGGCUCCCCUGUCAGAAGGCUCCUAUUGGAGGGCAACAGAGCCGUUGGGGUAGAAACCAGAGACAAUAAGUUCUGGGCAUCAAAAGAGGUCAUCUUGUCCGCCGGAGCCCUCAACAACCCCAAGAUUCUCAUGCAUUCUGGCAUAGGCCCGUCCGACCAGUUGACCAAAUACUCCAUCCCUGUGGUCAAGGACGUACCGACCAUCGGUCAAGGCCUGCGCGAUCACAUGUUCUGCCCUCUGGUAUACACCUGCAAAGACGGGCACACCGACCGCGCCGAGUUCUACGGGAACCAGGCAGUCAUGGACGAGGCGCUCGCACAAUGGAAGGCCGAUGGUACUGGUCCUUGGACCAAAUUUGGCUGUGGGGGAUGCAUCGGAUACUUCAAGAUCCCCGGGCUGGCCGAGACCAAGGAAUUCCAAGCGUUGCCGCCGGCAGAGAGGUCGUAUCUCGAAAAGGAGACGGUGCCUCACUACGAGAUGAUCACGCACUUUCCCAUCCACUGGUUCAUGCCCAACUUUCCCUCGGACAGCCUCAACUGCUCCAGCGUCCUGGUGUUCUACGCCAACGCCCAGGCCAGGGGCGAGGUCACGCUGCAGUCGUCGGACCCAGAUGCGCCUCUCCGGUUUGAUCCCAAGUUCUUGGGCACAGAGUUUGACCGCCGCGUGGCCAUUGGUAGUCUUCGUGAAGCUCUCAAGCUCGUCAAGCACGAGUCAUAUGCCAAGGACACCAAGGCGAUGCUCGCAGGGCCUUCGGGAGACUCUGACGAGGAGCUGCUGGCCUACUGGCGUCAGACGAUUUCUUCAAGCUGGCACAUGACCGGCACUGUCAAGAUGGGGAAGAAGGAGGAUGAGGACGCUGCAGUGGACAGUGACUUUAGGUUCAAGGGUAUCGAGGGAUUGAGGGUUGCGGAUAUGAGUGUUGUGCCUGUCUUGGCCAGCUGCCACGUGCAGUCUGUGGCCUAUGUGACGGGCAUCACAUGUGCGGAGAAGCUGAUUGCCCAACACGGCUUGGCGUGAGGGCUUUAGUCGGCAGUCGGUAAUCAAGCUUAAAAUACCAAGUGAAUCAUGCAGGAACCCUCCAAUGAUGGAUCGUUGGUCAGUGUGUGUAAGGGGAGGACCUGCCAGGUACGUUGAGGUCAGCACGAACAUGCCUUGGGAUACGCGUCACUGCCGAGGAAAUACUGUUUCUGUAUGGAAGGGAUUGUCAGAUUGUGGAAUUUGCGAAGCACAUAAAAUAUGAAAUCAAAUUCAAGCA